Cydia pomonella (codling moth) is the source of this 1367-nucleotide messenger RNA. RefSeq lists its product as uncharacterized. The record is from RefSeq and is a predicted model, not a curated record. The coding region runs from base 95 to 418 and encodes 107 amino acids. The transcript is spliced from 2 exons. Lineage: Eukaryota; Metazoa; Arthropoda; Insecta; Lepidoptera; Tortricidae.
CAAUGAUAAAAACCAUACGCCUAUAUUGUGACAUAUUUAAUAUAAAUACUAGGGGUUUUCGAGUCCAUACAUUAAUUUUUUUGGAAGUUUAACAAUGAAUACCUACGUGGUUCUGGCUGCCCUGGUUGCUGUGCUCGUUAAGGGCACUUCAGCAGGAUGCAUCGGCGCCCCCUUUCUCGUGCGAUCUCCUAUCAUCUCCCCGUGCGUGACCGCUCCUCUCCUCCCCGCUCCCAUGUUAUCCACCACCACCAUUGUGCAGUCUGAGAGCGUAACGGACAAACUGUGUAACGUGCUACAGAUGCUGCCGGUGACCAACCUGUUAAACAACCAGCUGGCGUGCACGAAUCUGAUCGCUCCCGUCCUGCCUUGCGGUUGCGCGUACGGAUGCGCAUGCGGAUGCGGACCUAUCAUCAUUUAAAUGACAGUGAAUUUUAGAAUAUUUGUAUGUAAUGUACUCGUAUUUAUGUAUUUAUAUAAGUAAUUAAGUUAUUCUGACUUAUUUAUUGCAGUGAUAUGUAUACAUAAUAAUUAUUGCUUAUGUAUGUUUAUUUAUUAUAUACACUUAAGAGCAAUGCAUAUGGGUCAUUUUUAAGAACAAACAUAGGUAAAAAGUCUCUUGAGUGUAAUUUUUUGUUGUUAUUUAUUCAGUAGGUAUUGUAUACUGCCAAAACAUAUUUAUCAUGUUUAUGAAAAUAUAUUAAUUAGAACAUUAACCACCGUUUAUAGUUUAGGUAGGUAUUUAAAAACUUAUUUUAAAUAUUUACCGCCUUAAAGGAAACUACUAAUUUUACAAAAAAAUACCAUACAACAAAACGCAUAGAAAAGACGAAAGACAGUUCAGAAAGAAAGCGUAACGGACAAACUGCGUAUCAUGCUGCAGAUACUGUCGGUUACCACGCCGCUGCUAUAUAACCAGCUAGCGUGCACGAAGCUGAUCGCUCCCGUCUUGCUGUGCGGAUGCGGGUGCGGAUGUGGGUGCGGAUGCGGAUGUGGACCGGAUUUAAAUGAGGAGUCAUUCGUUAAUUACAUCACACGUUUGGGGGGUGGGAGGGGGUCAAGAAAAUGUGACAAGGGGUCAAAAAACUUUGAACUUCUUGUGACGUAGUUAAUGGAUGACCCCUGACAGUGAUUAUAAAAAUACAUAUGUAGUAUAUUUAUGUAUGUAUUUAUACUGGAAGUUCUUCAGUAACAUGAAGACGAUCCUACUUAUUUAUGGGAGUGAUGUAUAUAAUAAUGUUAUUUAUUUAUGUAUAUGUGUAAGUGUACAAUUUUUGUUGUUAUUUAUUCAGAUACUGUAUACUUAGUACUUACUACGAGUACCAUAAUUAUAUCUAUUAUGUACAUGAAAUAUACAAUUUUAAACAUAA